Molecule: messenger RNA, 1645 nt
Organism: Cucumis sativus (cucumber)
Lineage: Eukaryota; Viridiplantae; Streptophyta; Magnoliopsida; Cucurbitales; Cucurbitaceae
Product: spermidine hydroxycinnamoyl transferase-like
Exons: 2
Coding region: 160-834 (224 amino acids)
Molecular function (GO): acyltransferase activity, transferring groups other than amino-acyl groups
Source: RefSeq, a predicted model, not a curated record
CGAUUUUAAAUCAUCCUUAAUUUUACCAUUUCUAACCACAAUGCCCAUCCCCCACAUUUAUUCUCAUAUAUGUACAAAUAUAGUGACAAACAUUUGAAGGUGUAAAUUAACUUAAAAAGAACUCCCUCGUCCCAUUCAAGCUCUUGAAAAUCAACAACAAUGGAGUCUAUAACCAUCCAUUCCUCCUCAACCAUCAUUCCUAACCUCCCAACUCCCAAUCUCACACUUUCGUUAUCAGAGGCUGAUCAAUUUAGGGCAUGGGCUUACUCUACAACCGUCUAUGUCUACAAAUUCCUCGACGCUGCCGUCGUUGUUGACACCUUAAAAAGCUCCCUAAGCGAAAUCCUUGUACCUUACUACCCUUUUGCCGGACGCCUCCGCUUGAUCGUUGGUAGUCGAUUCGAGCUCCACUGUUGUGCUGCAGGUGCCUUAUUCAUCGAAGCUUCCUAUGGUGGAACACUCGAUGAUUGCAGUGACUUCACACACGCUGAUGGGUUAAGAAAACUCACUCCUAAGGUAGAUUAUAAUUCACCGAUCGAAGAUGUACCAUUGUUUGUUGUUCAAGUGACGAGAUUCAGUUGUGGUGGACUUGUUAUUGGCCUCAACGUUUCUCACACUCUCGUCGAUGGGGUCUCUGCCAUUAUGUUCAUAAACUCGUGGGCCAGCAUUGCACGAGGGGAGAAGACGGCAAAGAGUAUCUUGCAACCGUCACAUGAUCGAAAUGUUCUUCAAGCACAAAAACCGUUUUCCCCGCCACGAUUCUUCCACUAUGAAUACCACGUAUUGCCAUUUGUCAUAGGUUGCUCCGACUAUAAGGAGGAGAAGAUGAAAUAAACCAAAUUCGCAUUGUUGAAACUUACCAAGGAGCAAGUGGAAAAGCUAAGAAUGAGAGCAAAUUCUUCAAAUCCAACUAAUCAAAACAUCGAGAAAUCGGUAGAUGUCAAUGAAGUACUACUGCAACCAUCUCCAUACAGUCGAUAUGAAUCGAUCACGGGACACAUAUGGGUGUGUGCAAGCAAAGCUCGUAACAUCAACAAUGACAAGAGCAACCUAUCAACAAUGGUUCAAAUAGUUGUUAACGUAAGACAACGACUUAGGAAACCCAUCCCUAAAAACUUUUGUGGAAAUGCAGCCUUGAUUAGCGUAACUCUGCAGUCCAAUUUUGGGGAGUUAAUGUCUCAACCAUUAAGCUAUUCUGCCAAAAAGAUAAGAGAAGCAUCAUGGAAGAUGACUGAUGAAUACGUGACAUCAGCGAUAGACUUUCUAACAACACAUGAGGACAUAUGUUGGACGAGAACAUCGUCGUCAUCUUCUUCCUCCAUUGUUCAAGUUAGAAACACAUACUUGGGCAACCCAAAUUUAUCUGUAGUGUCGUGGUUGUCAAUGCCAAUAUAUGACGCUGAUUUCGGGUGGGGACACCCAGAUUAUGUUGGACCAUUAAUGUUAGAUUGUGAUGGAGAGACAUUCAUCAUGCCAGGGCCAAACAAUGAUGGUUCGAUUAUUGUAGCAAUACAGUUGCAUAUGAAGCAUAUGGAGGAUUUCAAGAAGUUUUUCUAUGAAGAUCUUUGAAAAGGGUUUAGAUUGACGGUCUGUAUAAGGUUAAUUUACCAAAAAAAACCAAAAAAAGCCCUCAACUUUACCUUUA